Molecule: messenger RNA, 1050 nt
Organism: Penicillium paradoxum
Lineage: Eukaryota; Fungi; Ascomycota; Eurotiomycetes; Eurotiales; Aspergillaceae
Exons: 1
Coding region: 1-1050 (349 amino acids)
Source: RefSeq, a predicted model, not a curated record
AUGUUUAAUUCGUUGGCUGUGGCGAUCUUUGCUGGCCUGAACACCAUCGGCCUCUGGCAUUCGGUUCCGUUGACCGGAAUCAACCCCUACAACACCAUCUGGCUGCGCGGCCUCAGCUCCUUCGAAGUCGCAUAUUCCAUCGUCAAGCUGCGCGAGAUUCAUCCUUACAUCUUCUCGGAAAACGACGAGAUCUCGGAGAAAGAUCUCCUCUUGAAGUAUUCAAUUGACCUGGAACAGUACGAAAAGGCUAAGCUGGCCUUGGAACAUUCGGCAGAAGCAGCAUUCUUGCCCAUCGAUGCUUCAGGAGCCCCAACGACGGAUCCAACCUCCAAUGCCUCGGUGGCGUCCGAUUCGUUGUAUCUGGACGAUAACACCGCAGUUGAGCAUGUCUACGAGGGACUGCAGUCGUCCAACACAGCGCCGCCGGAGGACGCGGGUUGGUCCAGUCUCAUGGGUGCUUUCAUUUUCGCUAUCGUCGUGAUGCAGGGCAUAGGCCUCACCAUGCUGAUGAAGGUCAAGAGUGACGUCGACGAAAUUCAUUCUUACUAUUCUCGCCAAAUGGAGGCAAUGUACAAGCAGUUACACGGCUUCAUGGGCCAAGUUUACAAGCUCCGAAAAGAAUUUGAACGAUCACAACCCAUCAUCGACUAUCUGGCGGACAGCUUCAGGGACUGCUCAUCUGACCUCCAACGAUGCUUGGUCCAUGUUGUCGGUAUGAUGGAAGAGAAGUACUCGUCAAGCAUGAUUGAUAUUGAAUCCAAGCUGGAGGAGGUGAGUAAAUAUCAAAAGAGUCUCAUUCAAAAUACUGAGACCUUCCCUCAGAUUCCCAAGCAGCUGGCUUGGCUCAACAUCCUUGUGGCAAAAACAAUGUCCAACGACAUACCAGAGGAACUGAACCUUACCAAGCCCAAGGUGGAUCUGGGCCAAAGGCCUAGCAGUCUGCAGAAGAAUGGGCCUUCCAAGUCUGAUGUGGGGACUAAGAAUGGUCUGUCUCACCGCGAGGAGGCAAUGCGUAGGCAAGCCCGCGUGGGGGGCCCAGACCAGCUGUAA